Saccostrea cuccullata (small rock oyster) is the source of this 1825-nucleotide messenger RNA. Its product is annotated as monocarboxylate transporter 5-like. The record is from RefSeq and is a predicted model, not a curated record. Bases 206 to 1747 code for a protein of 513 amino acids. NCBI's taxonomy places the organism in Eukaryota, Metazoa, Mollusca, Bivalvia, Ostreida, Ostreidae. The transcript is spliced from 6 exons. Gene Ontology annotation, cellular component: membrane. Gene Ontology annotation, molecular function: monocarboxylic acid transmembrane transporter activity. Gene Ontology annotation, biological process: transmembrane transport.
UUACAUUUAUGUAGUGUGUGUGUACUUCAGCGCUUGGUGCGUUGUAAAAUGUUGCCUAGAGGUCGCUCAGAAUCAAUGUCAACGUUCCGUUUAUAGUUUGAUAAAUCUCGUAGAAGUGGGAAAUCCUUAUCUCCGAUGUUUAUAUCUGAAGACACAGGUGUAUAACAAAUCUUUCAAGUCACCGAACUUCUGUAUUUGAGAGCAGAUGACUUUCUUCAAUUUUCGGAAAAGUUCAUCAGCGUCUGUUGACAGAGGAUGGGCUUGGAUCGUUCUUCUUGCCUGCUUUUUGGAAUACUUCAUAAUCCUAGGAAUGUUUAAGUCAUUCGGGCUAUUUUUUGUACAAUAUCAGAAGAAAUAUGAGACAAGUGCUUCCAUACUCUCUAUGGUGCUCUCUGUUCAGACCAUUGUAGCCAGUGUAAGCUCAAUCAUCAUCAUGGGAAUUGGAACUAGAUACUUAACAGAAAGGACAAUGGUCAUGUGUGCGGCCGUCAUAGGAUUAGCGUGCCAGUUAGGAAAUGCUUAUGCACCGUUUGCAGAAUUUUUGUUUUUGACACACAGUGCUCUAUUUGCUAUCUCGGCAAUGUUUGCUCAUCUGCCCUCAAUGUUGAUGGUAGGGAAAUACUUUGAAAAACACCGUGGAAUGGCCAAUGCAGUUGCUAAUGUUGGUGGAAGUUUGGGUGGCUUGGCUUUACCAUUUCUAUUGACCUUUCUAUUAAAGGAAUACGGUUUGGAAGGUACACUUACUGUAGCUGGGGGAUUGUAUCUUCACUUUUUUCCUAUUGGGUUACUAAUGAGACCAAUUGAUAGAGGACAAGGAAAGAAAGAAAGUAUAAAUGAAGAACAGGGCAAGUUAUCUGAUAACAAGGAUCAGAACGAACACCUUAUUCCAAAAGACAAGGAACAAAGCUUAAGUGUUGAAUUUGAAAUUCGAAAUACAUUCACUGGUUCUAAACACUCUCUUCAUUUAAAUGGAAAAUCCCAUUCUUUAACAAACAUUGAUUCUGUACACAAACGAAAUGGAAAACUACAGUCAGUAGAAUUGUGCGGAAGCUCAAUGAACCUUGCAAGUACAGUAUCCUUAGAUAUGAUUAAUACAACACAAUCAAAGAAUCAAAUGAACUCUAAUUACAAUGAAGAUAGGAAUUGUUGUGUUCAGUUUUUGUUUGUGUUAUUUGACUUUUCUUUGUUCAAAAAUGCCAAAUUCGUUAUCUUGAUGGUGUUUUCUUUUCUUGUUGCUGCUGGUUGUACUAUUCCUGUAACCUACAUAGCACCAUUUGCAAAAGACAAAGGGUUAGAAACAGAAAUGAUUGGAUACCUCCUUACAAUUUCAGCAGCAAGUGACUUAACUGGAAGAAUUUUGUUUAUAUUCAUCUCUGAUAACAAAAAGAUCCAAAGAUGUCAUAUGAUGAUCAUUGCAAUUAUGGCAAAUGGAAUUGUAUGUUUGAUGGCAUCGUUCUAUAACGAUUUUGUUACGCUAGCAGUAUUUGGCAUUCUGCAAGCGUCAUUUGGUGGUACAUACUAUUCAUUAAUAAACGUUGUAAUAGUUGAUUUCAUAGGAUUAGAAAAUCUUAGCCAUGGUUUAGUUAUGGGCACCGUAACAAGAGGCACAUCAAUUGCCAUUACAUCAACUUUAGUCGGUAUUAUACGAGACAAGACUGGGUCGUAUGUUGGUGGAUUCUACCUCAUGGGGAUAUGUUUGAUUCUUGGUGGAGUUUUAUUGUUACUGAAGCCUUUGAUAUCCAAAUGAAUAUGUUUUCAUGAGCUUAGGUUGUACUUUUGUUUACCGAAGGGAGAAAAUAUAUAUAAACAUAUGUAUAAUGUAUAA